Messenger RNA from Gracilinanus agilis (Agile Gracile Mouse Opossum), 1959 nucleotides. RefSeq names its product zinc finger protein 697 (gene ZNF697). The transcript has 4 exons. The record is from RefSeq and is a predicted model, not a curated record. Lineage: Eukaryota; Metazoa; Chordata; Mammalia; Didelphimorphia; Didelphidae. Gene Ontology annotation, molecular function: DNA-binding transcription repressor activity, RNA polymerase II-specific. Gene Ontology annotation, biological process: negative regulation of transcription by RNA polymerase II. Bases 1 to 1959 code for a protein of 652 amino acids.
AUGAGGCCUUGCAGUGGACCCCCAGAGUGUCCAACAAGCCAUAGCGGGAGAACCGUGGCCACUCUGUGCGAGGAGGAACAGGUGGCAGAAACGUAUUAUUUUUGUCCACUGCUUGGCAGUGUUGGCACUGAGCCCGUGUCUUUGAAAUGUCAGGCUAGGGGCAACGCUCAAAGCUUGGGGAGCCGUGAUGUUGUCAGAGUGUGCUGGCAGCAUUUUCCUCGUUGGGAAUGCAAAGGAAAUGCAGCCCAGCCUGAUCCAGAAAGAAUCUCUGGUCAAUUCCUGGCCUGGUUUUCCCGGAUGGAACAAGAGGAAGAGCUGGGUGUGUCUGAACUUCAAGACUCAGGGGACAGGGGGAUGGGCUCAGAUUUCGAGGACUCGGAGGAGAGGGGGAUGGGUUCAGACCUGCAGUACAUGGAUGAGAGAGAGGACGACUCCGAGGAGAGGGAGGUGGGCUCGGACCUGCUGGACAAGAAAUACAGAGAGGAGAACUCAGAGGAGAGGGAGAUGGUGACAGACAUCUACACAGUGUCGGGCCGAGAGUGGAUCCUUAUCCUCAAUCCAGACCUGAUUGAGGUGAUGCUGGUAGAUGACAGGCUCCUCAGUGAGGAAGAGGAGGCAGCUCUCCGUGAAGAAAAUGAAGAUGAUGUGGAAGACCCUGAGGUGGUGGAGAUGGGGAUGUUCUCGGGUCUGUCCGAGUCUGAGAGCAUCCCCCAGAGUCCUCGGGAGGAGGAGGAAGAGGAGGAGACCACAACCCUGCCCUGGAGGAGACGCCUGUCUCUCGGGAAGUGCCCACGGGGAGGCAAGUCUGGCCAGCGCCGCUUCCAUCAUCUCCAUCAUCCCAUGGCCGUGGACUUUGGGGAACUCAACAGCUUGAUGGCCAGCAUCAUGGAAGCUCCCACCAUCUGCUCGGACUGUGGUGAAAGCUUCAGCCCCGGCACAGCCUUCCUUCAGCACCAGCGUAUGCACCGCCUGGCGCAGGCAGCGGCAGGGGUCCCUCCUUAUGGCUUUGCCACAGAAUGCGGGGGCGUGGUGGGCAUGGUGGGGCUGGGCGGGGCCGGGCCCUUGGCUUCCGUGUUGCCCCGGACCCCAGGGGAGAAGCCCUACCGGUGCGGGGAGUGCGGGAAGGGGUUCAGCCGCAACACGUACCUGACCAACCACCUCCGCCUGCACACGGGCGAGCGCCCCAACCUGUGCUCCGACUGCGGCAAGAGCUUCAGCUGGCGCGCGGACCUGCUCAAGCACCGCCGCCUGCACACGGGGGAGAAGCCCUACUCCUGUCCCGAGUGCGGGGAGGCCUUCAGCCUCAGCUCCCACCUGCUGAGCCACCGGAGGGCGCACGCGGCCGCCAGUGGGGCCGGGGCUGCGGCGCUGAGGCCCUUCGCCUGCGGGGAGUGCGGGAAGGGCUUCAUGCGGCGCUCCCACCUGGCCAACCACCAACGCAUCCACACGGGCGAGAAGCCGCACGCCUGCGGGGACUGCGGCAAGCGCUUCAGCUGGCGCUCGGACCUGGUCAAGCACCAGCGCGUGCACACGGGCGAGAAGCCCUACAUGUGCUCCGAGUGCGGGGAGACCUUCAGCGUGAGCUCCCACCUCUUCACGCACAAGCGCACGCACUCGGGGGAGCGCCCCUACGUGUGCGGCGAGUGCGGCAAGGGCUUCGGCCGGAACUCGCACCUGGUCAACCACCUGCGCGUGCACACGGGCGAGAAGCCCUUUGGCUGCUCGGACUGCGACAAGCGCUUCAGCGACUUCUCCACCCUGACGCAGCACCAGCGCACGCACACGGGCGAGAAGCCGUACGCCUGCGUGGAGUGCGGCAAGAGCUUCAUCCAGAGCUCCCACCUCAUCCGCCAUCGCCGCAUCCACACCGGGGACAAGCCUCACAAGUGCGCGGGCUGCGGCAAGGGCUUCCGCUACAAAACCCACCUGGCCCAGCACCAGAAGCUGCACCUGUGCUAG